UAUAUAAAAAGAAGCAUUGAGUGCAGACUCAUGCACACACCUUAAUGUUUUCUUCUUCUUGUUCUUUCUCUUUUCUUCUGACUCGUCGUUAAUGCAUUCUUCUUCAAUACUCAUAACUCUGCCUUGAAUGUUGGGUUUGAGCAUUUCUCUUCCUUUCAUGCCCUUCCCCUCUUCCUUUGGAUCCUCCAAAACCGCUUGGUACUAUCGCUGCUUAGGCCUCGACCCUUGAACCUUAAGUCGUUUCCCACUUCGAUUCACGAGCAAAGUUGCGAUCUUUGGGGGUUUGGUCCAUCUGGGUCGGUGCGUAAUUUGAAUUUGAAGAGCGUGAUGACGAAGAAGAGUGGGUUUGAGAAGAUGGUAUUGCAGAAGAACAAGAGCAAGGGGAAGAACUGGUCCGAGGAGCAGAAAACGAGGAGCAGCAACAGGUUUUUGGUGACGAUCAACAUAAUGGGGAGUGCGGGUCCCAUAAGGUUUGUGGUGAAUGAGAAAGAGCUUGUUUCAGGGGUCAUUGAUACUGCUCUCAAAUCCUAUGCUAGAGAAGGGAGGCUUCCUGUUUUGGGAUUUGAUGCUGCCAAUUUCCAUCUUUACCUUGCAAAUGCAGGGUUUGAUGCUCUGAGUCCAUUGGAACCGAUAGGAUCUUUUGGAGCGAGGAAUUUUGUGCUGUGCAAAAAGCAAGUGUACUCAUCAAACACAGGAUCACAAUCUGAGUUGGUGUCUCAAAAGAGCAAUGGUGGUGGCUGGAAAGCAUGGUUAAACAAAUCAUUUGGUUUGAAAAUCGUAUCCCAUUAAGACAUAUUAUUAUCGUUUACAUGUGAAGGUGUACCAAGUUCCCUUUGUAUUCUGCAUUGUGCUUUGGUCACUAUAUGAUUGUGGCAACUAUGCUAAGUACUUCAUAAGUUUUGCCCAAUCUUCAGGAGACAAGAUUGAAUAAUUUGUGUUGUUCCCUUCUUCGUUGUUAAAACAAAAGAUGCUCGAUCUUUAGAAAUU
Molecule: messenger RNA, 987 nt
Organism: Cajanus cajan (pigeon pea)
Lineage: Eukaryota; Viridiplantae; Streptophyta; Magnoliopsida; Fabales; Fabaceae
Source: RefSeq, a predicted model, not a curated record